This is a messenger RNA of Mesocestoides corti, 816 nucleotides long. The record is from the annotation of a GenBank genome assembly. Lineage: Eukaryota; Metazoa; Platyhelminthes; Cestoda; Cyclophyllidea; Mesocestoididae.
AUGUCUCAAUUGGGAGAGCUGGAAAAUUUAACGGUGCUCUACAAGUCCGAAGAUUUCCAAUUUGUCAGGGACACCACAACCUCCUUGAUUACUGGAUGGUAUUAUGCUCAUCCCAAACUGCCUCAAAAGACUCCUACAUUGCAGGCGAGGAUCCGUGUCACAUCACAGAUUACGAAGCUGUUUCCUUACACACACCCGCAACUUAAACGGCUCGAUGGCGCGUUGUACAAGAUAUAUCUCAUUGACCAUCCACCUCCAGUCUUAUUAAAAUUUACGCUACCUCAGGGUUAUCCCGAGACAGAGGCCCCUUUGCUGCGACUGGAAUGUUCGUGGGUCCCGUCAUUUUACUUGGACGAGGUUGUUUCACAGCUGAAUGCAUUCGCGAGCUGCAAGAUCGGAGAACAGUGUCUGUGGGAGUGUUUUGACUAUCUGGAAUGUGAGUUGUUGUCGAGUCUUCUUGAGUUGCCCAGAGAAGGUGACAGUCUGGUGUACGAUGUGAGCGAGAAGAUUCCACAUCGACGAAUGCGAGAUUCAGCCUUGGCGAGUAUCGUGGAUUACGAUGCGUUGGAGAGGAGACGUGUGUUUAGAGAGAGUAAGGUGGAGUGUGAAGUUUGCAUGGAUGCGGAUAAGUUGGGAGCGGAGUGCACACGAUUGAGUGGAUGUGAACACGUGUUCUGUCAUGAGUGCCUUCGGGAGGCGCUGAAAUACCACAUGGCGGAUGGCGUGACUGCAGGUACCUUCCGGUGUUUGGGAUGCAACAGCCUGGUUGAUUUGAAUGAGGUAAGAUUGUCGUUCGCAGGAGGUUUGAAUAUUUAA